UAUGUAUAUUUUAAAAAUAGUAAUUUGUCCAACACCUGAGGGGGGCAGUUGAGUGCGUAUUAAGUAGGUAUCAAUUACCAACUAGCUAGUUUACAGGAAAUAUAUUUAUUUUUACCCGUCUUCAAUAAGGAUAAGAAUCAAAAAUAAGGGAUGCGUAAAAUGAAACCAAAAACAAAUCUCUGUCACCAUGACAACUGUAAAUAUUUUGAUUAUUUUGUGGUUUCUCUUCACGAUCUUCACAUAAAAUCAUGGCAGAAACAGCUAAAGAGUUAAAAUCUGAGGACUGUGAUAACAACAAUGCUUCUGGUGACGCUAAACCUAUGGAUAUUCAGCAAAUAAAAGUUAAUAAUUACAUGAAAGAUCGACUAAGGAAAUACAUAAAAAAGUUGGAUGACACCAGCACAAGUACAACAAAAGAAGAGAGUGAAAAAACUGAAGCGGACACAUUCAAACAACUCUACAAACCCAAAUUAGAAGGGAAUAUGGAAUCCUAUAAGAAAAUACCCAAAUUCUACUUCAAGAUCCCGCGCCCUGAUGAAGUUCUAGCACAGAAGCUGAGAGAGGAGACAAGGGCACAGUUUCUUCAGAAGAAGAGUAAGGAAUUAUUGGAUAACAGUGAAUUGAAACACCUUUGGAGUCUCUUGGAGAAGUCUAACGGGAGUUACAGCAUGGCCAACAAUGAUGAGUUGAUGAUUGACUACCUGCAGUUCAGGAAGAUUAGGGACGAAGCCGGGGCUAAAUACAGGCCGUACUUCACAGCUGAGAUAUUUGGUCGCCUGCAAGCAGCGGAGGGCGGCACGGGGCGGGUGCGCGCCGUGUCCCUGUUCAACUACGUGAUGCGCCGCGUAUGGCUCCAGCAGACCAGGAUUGGACUCUCGCUCUAUGACGUCACUGGCCAAGGAUACCUCACUGAACAGGACCUAGAAAGCUAUAUAGCAGAGCUGGUGCCAUCACUAGCGGCCUUGGAUGGGCUGGACUCAUCCUUCACAUCCUUCUACGUGUGCACAUGCGCGAGGAAGUUCCUAUUCUUCCUGGAUCCAUUAAGGGUCGGCCGCGUCCGGAUACGCGACGUACUAUCCUGCUCGUUCCUUGAUGAUUUGCUUGAGCUGCGCGAAGAGGACUUGCCGAUGGAGCUGCAGGAGCAGAACUGGUUCAGCGCGGCGUCGGCGCUGCGCGUGUACGGGCAGUAUCUCAACCUAGAUAGAGACCACAACGGCAUGCUCAGCAUCAACGAACUGGCUGGGUACGGUUCAGGCACGCUGACUCGCGCGUUCCUACAGCGCGUGUUCCAGCAAUGUCUCACGUACGACGGGGAGAUGGACUACAAGACCUACCUAGACCUGGUGCUAGCGCUGGAGAACAGGAGGCAACCCGCCGCGCUCGCCUAUCUCUUCAGAAUACUUGAUAUCAACUCGCAGGGAUACCUCGACGCUUUCACUUUGAACUACUUCUUUAAGGCAAUACAAGAGCAAAUGGUAGCCCACGGCGCGGAGCCGGUUAACUUCGACGACGUGAAAGACGAAAUCUUCGAUAUGAUCCGGCCGGAGCAUCCUUCACGGAUCACUCUCCAGGACCUGAUCCGCAGUGGCCACGGUCAUACUGCCGUCUCCAUUCUGUUGGAGUUGCACGGCUUCUGGGCCUAUGAGAACCGAGAGGCACUCGCCGCUGCCGACCACACGCCCUGACAGACGCCCCCACUCGGCGACUACAAAUAUAUCAUGUAGCUUUUGCUGGCAACACUGGAUUUUUAAUCAAAUACAUUGACUCGAAGGUCUCGCGCAAUUAGAUGGAUCUUCGAACACCGGAAAACUUCGGAAACCGGAAGUCAUUAUCGUAAACGGAAAUAUAUCCAUAAUAUACUUAGAACUUGUGAAUAUCGGCAACUUACGUAAGUUAUUACUGGAUAUUUGCAAAAGGACAUAAAAUAAUCUAGAAUAUUUUUGCAUUUACGGUAAUACUAUUGAGUUCCUGUGUUCGGAGACAAAAAAUAAUCUAGUCGACCUGAAGAGUAUUGAUGUGGACAGUGAUUGGGAGACAUGACGACGUAUUUAUUGGUAUUAGUUUUCGAUGAGUGGACGGUAUUAUAUUCAUUAUACAAGUGAAAUAUUUGUCAUUUCCAUUGACAGUAUAAUGUACCUAUAAUGUACAGUAUAAUGGUUGUUUAUUGUAUUGCUUGCAUUACGGAAAGUGCAAUGUACAAUUUGUUAUAAAAUUGAUUGUGAAUAGAAUAUAGUUAUAGGUACAUUUAAGUUUGUCAAUACUGUGCUUUAAUUGUGAAUAUUGUUAUAAAUACAUAGUUAAAGUUUAGUGUAAUAAAUGUUUCUCAAUUAUAUUAUUCUAUCAUU
Messenger RNA from Pectinophora gossypiella (pink bollworm), 2345 nucleotides. Its product is annotated as serine/threonine-protein phosphatase 2A regulatory subunit B'' subunit gamma-like. The transcript has 8 exons. Bases 249 to 1685 code for a protein of 478 amino acids. The record is from RefSeq and is a predicted model, not a curated record. Gene Ontology annotation, cellular component: centrosome; spindle. NCBI's taxonomy places the organism in Eukaryota, Metazoa, Arthropoda, Insecta, Lepidoptera, Gelechiidae. Gene Ontology annotation, biological process: regulation of dephosphorylation; cortical cytoskeleton organization; positive regulation of B cell differentiation.